Messenger RNA from Penaeus monodon (black tiger shrimp), 1181 nucleotides. RefSeq lists its product as uncharacterized. Bases 483 to 1181 code for a protein of 232 amino acids. The record is from RefSeq and is a predicted model, not a curated record. The transcript is spliced from 4 exons. NCBI's taxonomy places the organism in Eukaryota, Metazoa, Arthropoda, Malacostraca, Decapoda, Penaeidae.
AACUGGUGAUAAGACAAAGUAGCUUCUCUCCUGCGUGAGAAUUACUCCUUCGGCAACUGAGACAUUGGUUCGCGCAGUGCCUAUUGCGUUGUUCAUCAAGGAGGUUUCAGGUAGAAAUCUCAUUCUUGGUCUCUUCGUCUCUCGUCCGCGUCUUACUUGGCCAAGCUGUCUUCGACGCUGAAAUAACCUCACCGUUUGCUUGUUUCUCUCCACAUCGUUUAUCGUUCAGAUGACGAACUGGUGAUAAGACAAAGUAGCUUCUCUCCUGCGUGAGAAUUACUCCUUCGGCAACUGAGACAUUGGUUCGCGCAGUGCCUAUUGCGUUGUUCAUCAAGGAGGUUUCAGGUAGAAAUCUCAUUCUUGGUCUCUUCGUCUCUCGUCCGCGUCUUACUUGGCCAAGCUGUCUUCGACGCUGAAAUAACCUCACCGUUUGCUUGUUUCUCUCCACAUCGUUUAUCGUUCAGUGACGCUCGCGGCGACUGAUGGCAGCGUCGAAAGCGAGGCCGGAGGAAGGCCGGAGUACUCCGUCGGGGGAGCAGCUGCCCCUCGUGGAAUCCGCAGGUGAAAUGAAACCCUCUCUUUAUGCAGGCUUUUGUUCAGCUCAUGGUGGCUUCCGGCUGUUCUGGUGUGCUACGUGUAGAACCGGGCUCUGCCGGGAGUGUACUGUAGUGGAUCACCCCAACGACCUUUGCGAGGUCGUUUCCUUGAAGGAGGCCGUCAGCACCUUCCAGAGGGAGGAGGAGGACGCCGUAGUUCAGCUGAAACUCCGUCGCUUGCAGACGUUCUCCUUGAUCAGGAAGGGAGACGUAUUAAAUGCCGCCGUCCAGCGGCUUCUGAAGGUUCACGGAGACCUGAUGGGAGACCUUCAGGGGGAACUUAAAACCCUGGAAGCUUUCCUUGAAAGAAAGGAAGAAGAGACCCCUGAUCUAGAAAGUGUCUUGCGAGGCUUGGCUGAAGAAUCUGAGGAGAGCGAGGAAUCCGAAGACUCUGCAGCAGAGAGCGGGGAGGACAGAGCUGCCAGGUCUCGGCAGACUUUCGAGGGCUGGCACCGGAACCACAAGGAACGGAUGACUCGGCUGACCAAAUGCCUAGAGGCCACACACACCAGGAAGAUGGGAAAGAUCCAGUUCUCCAUCUCGCUCUCCAGCGCUUGGACAUCAUGGCGAUUCAAAACCAGAUAA